This is a messenger RNA of Neoarius graeffei (lesser salmon catfish), 1943 nucleotides long. RefSeq names its product aldehyde dehydrogenase, mitochondrial-like. The coding region runs from base 80 to 1636 and encodes 518 amino acids. The transcript is spliced from 13 exons. Lineage: Eukaryota; Metazoa; Chordata; Actinopteri; Siluriformes; Ariidae. Gene Ontology annotation, molecular function: aldehyde dehydrogenase (NAD+) activity. The record is from RefSeq and is a predicted model, not a curated record.
UUGUAUGCUGUGGGGGAAGAAAACAACGCGCCCUAAAUACUUUCUGCUAGGUUGCAGAGACUAGUUGCGUGAAUCCGUCAUGCUCCGUAUCGGGCUUACACGAGCUGUCCCGCGUUUCUCCCGUAUCUCUGUGUGCAGGUUUUCCGCUGCAGCAAUUCCUGCACCGAACAGUCAGCCCGAGGUUCACUACAAUAAGCUCUUCAUCAACAAUGAGUGGCAUGAUGCAGUGAGUAAGAAAACCUUUCCAACCAUCAAUCCUGCCACUGGUGAAGUCAUCUGCCAGGUUGCAGAAGGUGAUAAGGUAGAUGUAGAUAAAGCAGUGAAGGCUGCGAAGGAUGCAUUCAGACUCGGCUCUCCAUGGCGGCGCAUGGAUUCCUCUCAACGUGGACGACUCCUAUACUGCCUGGCUGAUUGCAUCGAGAGGGACUCUGCCUACCUGGCAGAGCUGGAAACUCUGGACAAUGGCAAACCAUACGCUGUGGCCUAUACUGUUGAUUUGCCCAUGGUGGUAAAAUGUUUGAGGUAUUAUGCUGGCUGGGCUGAUAAAUGGGAGGGCAAGACCAUUCCAAUUGAUGGUGAUUAUUUCUGCUAUACCAGGCAUGAGCCUGUUGGAGUGUGUGGCCAGAUUAUUCCUUGGAAUUUCCCAUUGCUGAUGCAGGCAUGGAAACUGGGACCUGCUCUGGCUACAGGUAACACCAUAGUGAUGAAGGUGGCAGAGCAGACACCUCUCACUGCGCUCUACGUGGCCAGUCUGAUCAAAGAGGUGGGCUUCCCUCCUGGUGUUGUGAACAUCAUCCCUGGAAUGGGCCCUACAGCUGGGGCAGCCAUUGCUUCCCACAAUGAUGUGGAUAAAAUUGCCUUCACUGGUUCCACUGAGGUAGGUCAUCUAAUUCAGCAAGCCUCUGGCACCAGCAACCUAAAGAAAGUAACUCUGGAACUGGGAGGAAAGAGUCCCAACAUUAUUUUAUCUGAUGCCAACAUGGAGCAAGCAGUGGACCAGGCCCACUUGGCCAUCUUCUUCAACCAGGGCCAGUGCUGUUGUGCAGGUUCACGCACCUAUGUGCAGGAAAGCAUCUACAAGGAGUUUGUUGAGCUCAGUGUUGAAAAAGCAAAAAAAAGAGUGGUGGGAAAUCCUUUUAACCUUCAAACUGAACAAGGACCACAGAUUGAUGAUGAGCAGUACCAGAAGAUUCUGGGCUACAUAAGCAGUGGGAAACGCGAGGGAGCAAAGAUCAUGUGUGGAGGUGAUGUGGCAGCAGACCGCGGUUACUUUAUCCAGCCUACCAUCUUCACAGAUGUUCAGGAUGGCAUGACAAUUGCUCGUGAAGAGAUCUUUGGUCCAGUUAUGCAAAUUCUGAAGUUUAAGAGUGUGGAAGAGGUGAUUGAGAGAGCCAAUGACACAAAGUAUGGAUUGGCAGCUGCUGUCUUCACGACAGAUAUCAACAAGGCGCAGUACAUCUCCAACAGUCUUCGUGCUGGCACUGUCUGGAUUAACUGCUACAAUGUGUUUGGAGUUCAGGCUCCGUUUGGCGGCUACAAGGCCUCAGGGACUGGACGUGAAUUGGGAGAGUAUGGGCUGGAAAAUUACACUGAAGUCAAAACCGUAACAAUUCAAAUUCCUCAGAAAAAUUCAUAAGUGGUUUUGACCAUUUUAUUGAAGCAACCAGUGACCCGAUGCAAAAAAUGGGCAGACAAGUACAAGGCUCAUUGUUUUGAGAAAUUCUGUGAUGUAAUAAGCUGUUUCAAGGAGCCUUAUUUCCUCAGAAUCUUGUUCAGAAGCACUUAAAAUACCAGCAUUAUCACACCUAUUGUACUUAUGGAAUUUUGAUCCAUUGUUGCUUUUGGUCCAUUUAGACAGUGACUCAGAAACUUGUUUUUAGGCAAGCAUUAGAAUGGUGCAAUGCCCCUAACCCAAUUUUUCUGGAAUAAAUGCUUCAAAGUUU